AUGGAAAAGGUAAACGAAAAGGUCACUGAGACUACGCUCGCCCACGAUAGCACAGGAGAUGCUGGGCUUGCCGAGAGCGGACCAGACAAUCGAGAGUCCAAGCGAACGUGGCGAACAUAUCUGUGGCCCAGCCUUGAUCUUCCACGCGACGAGGCUUAUUUUCUCACCAAGCUGGACCUUACCCUCAUCUCGGCAUCUGCUCUUGGCGUCAUGUGUCGUUAUCUCGACCAGGUCAACAUUACUAAUGCCUUCAACAGCGGCAUGAAAGAAGACCUCGGACUCUACGGUAACGAGCUCAACUACGCCAAUGCCGUGUGGAGUGCAGCCUACGUCUUCGGCCAGAUCCCGUCCAACCUGUUGCUGGCCCGAGUCAACGCCCCGCUCUACAUUGCCUUUCUCGAGCUGUCUUGGAGUGUCUUCACCUUUGCCCACGCCGGAAUCCACAGCAUCCGCCAGCUCUAUGUCUUUCGAUUCUUCGUCGGCUUGUUUGAAGCCGGCCACUUCCCUGCUGUCAUGUACAUCUGCUCCAGCUACUACAAGCCACACGAGCUCGCCCGCCGAAACACCAUCAUUCAGGUCUUCACCUCUGUCGGCCCGCUCUUCUCUGGCUUAUUCAUGGCUGCCGUGUACAGCGGCCUCGAUGGGACUAACGGUCUGGCUGGCUGGCGAUGGAUGUACAUCAUUUGCGGUUGCAUCUCUGUGCUCUGUGCCAUAUGGACCGCCUUCGCCAUGCCCCAGCUUCCCAACCGAGCAAAGGCCAACUGGAUCUUCACCGAGGCUAACAUCAGAUUGGCUCGUGCCCGCAUGCCCUCCGAGGCCAAGAUGCUUACCGGCCUCUUCAAAUGGAAGGACAUCAAACGGUGGCACACAACGUGGCACGUGUAUUUAUUCCCCCUGCUGUUCACCAUUAUAACUCAGUUUGGCCAGGCUGGUGGUUCAAUGAUAUUCUGGGUCAAGAGCUACAAUGUAAAGGGAGAGCCGGUCGUUUUUUCGGUUGCCGAUAUCAACAUAAUUCCUCUCGGGAUCAACUUCCUCGCCAUCUUCUGCGCCCUCAUUAACGCCUGGGUAUCCGACAAUCUUCCUGGCUCUGCCCGCUGGCCCGGCAUACUUUUCUCCUGUAUCAUGGCUAUCAUCUUCCCUGUCGCCCUCGCAUCCACGCCGGUCCAUCCACCGAACAAAGGUACCCGUUGGGCGCUGUACUCGCUCAUCAGUACUGGUGCAGGAAUCACCUGGACGUAUGUCAACGGGAUCAACAGGCACGAUCAGGAAAAGCGGGCAUAUGUAUCAGCGAUGAUGAACGCGUUCGCCUAUAUAUUCACUGCUUGGGUACCUAUCUUCACCUUUCCGACUAACAAGCAGCCGUACAUUGUCGCCGGAAACUACAUCACAGCUGGCUUUGGCGCGGCAGCUGGGCUGGUGGUGCUGGCCAUCCGCCACUUUGACCUUCGGGAUCGCAGACGACAGCAGAGGCAAUAG
Messenger RNA from Grosmannia clavigera kw1407, 1476 nucleotides. RefSeq names its product major facilitator superfamily transporter. Gene Ontology annotation, molecular function: transmembrane transporter activity. NCBI's taxonomy places the organism in Eukaryota, Fungi, Ascomycota, Sordariomycetes, Ophiostomatales, Ophiostomataceae. The transcript has 11 exons. The coding region runs from base 1 to 1476 and encodes 491 amino acids. Gene Ontology annotation, cellular component: membrane. The record is from RefSeq and is a predicted model, not a curated record. Gene Ontology annotation, biological process: transmembrane transport.